Closterium sp. NIES-67 is the source of this 204-nucleotide messenger RNA. The record is from the annotation of a GenBank genome assembly. NCBI's taxonomy places the organism in Eukaryota, Viridiplantae, Streptophyta, Zygnematophyceae, Desmidiales, Closteriaceae.
CCCAGCUAUGUGUCGCUCGCUGGGGGUGCUGACGAGGGCCCUGGGCCUAGCACCGCCGAGCAGCAGCAGGUUCCCGCGCUUGACCAGCAGCCACCACAGCAGCAGCCGCAGCAGCAGCAGCAGCCGCAGCAGCAGCAGCAGCAGCAGCCGCAGCAGCAGCAGCAGCCGUCGCAACAGUAGCAGCAGCAGCAGCCGCAGAGGCGG